Molecule: messenger RNA, 2255 nt
Organism: Gopherus flavomarginatus (Mexican gopher tortoise)
Lineage: Eukaryota; Metazoa; Chordata; Testudines; Testudinidae
Gene: POLA2
Product: DNA polymerase alpha 2, accessory subunit
Exons: 18
Coding region: 66-1859 (597 amino acids)
Biological process (GO): DNA replication; DNA replication initiation
Cellular component (GO): alpha DNA polymerase:primase complex
Molecular function (GO): DNA binding
Source: RefSeq, a predicted model, not a curated record
ACUGAAGUGUCGUGAGAGUGGCGGGUUUUUCGCUUGCUGUCUGUCUCAGCAGCCGGGGGUGCCGAAUGGGGUCGGUCUGUGUCGAGGAGCUGCUGGAGGAUCUCAAGGUCUUCGGGGUGGGCUAUGAAGAAGAGGCGGUGCCUGACAAACUGGUUGAACUAUGCAUGACGCACAGACUGGCACAGAGUGACUUGGCUAAUGAAUUAGUUGCCUUCAGUACAACUAAAGAAGAUGGGUCUCGUCUCACUGUAGACAUCCUGAAUGUCUUUGAACAUGAAGUACUCAACAAAAGAGUUACUAAAGCUCAUCAAAAAAAGGACAACAGAUACUCUGGAAUCAAGGAUAUCAACACCAUUCAGGGACUCAUUGACGUAGAGGAGGAAGAGGAGAACCUCUUAGAUGCCUACACAACUCCGUCAAAAGGCUCUCAGAAACGGAACAUAACGACACCAGAGAAUCCACGGUCUAAAAGGACUUUAUCCACCCGUAGCCCCCACUUAGUUUUCUCUCCAAACAGCUUCUCACCAAGCGCUACUCCUUCUCAGAAGUAUGGCUCCCGGAGUAACCGGGGUGAGGUGGUAACCUCAUUUGGCUCUGUACAGGACACAUCCUGGAGUGGAAAAGGAGGCCAUGGAUCAAGUGUGAAGCUCUUUGGUCCACCAGAACAGUUGCUCACCAAGAGUUACAAAUUCAUGUUCCAAAAGCUUCGUGACAUCCGGGAAGUAUUGUCCUGGAAGAUAGAAGAACUCGGGGAUGCACUGAAGAAACAUUACAAGAUCGAGGAGUUCACCUCUGUGUUAGUCCCUGCACAGGAACCCGUCACUGUGCUGGGACAGAUUGGCUGUGACAGCAAUGGAAAACUGAAUGCCAAGUCAGUCAUUCUAGAAGGGGAUCGGGAACACUCUUCAGGAGGGCAAGUUCCUGUGGAUUUAUCAGAACUGAAAGAAUACUCCCUCUUUCCAGGACAGGUUGUGGUGAUGGAGAGUAUUAACAGUACAGGUGGAAAACUGGUUGCAUCUAAGCUAUAUGAGGGGGUGCCUCUUCCUUUCUACCAAUCUACAGAGCAAGUUGAUGAUUUGGAGCUGCAAAUGGUCUUGGUUGCUUGUGGGCCCUACACAACUUCUGACAGCAUCACUUAUGACCCUAUGUUGGAUCUGAUUGAUAUUAUCAACAAAGACAAGCCAGAUGUUUGCAUCCUGUUUGGUCCUUUUCUCGAUGCUAAACAUGAGCAAGUUGAGAACGGUCAGCUCAUUGGAUCAUUUGAGGAUAUCUUUAAACAUUGUCUGAAGAUGAUAAUUGAAGGGACAAGAAGUGCUGGUUCCCAGCUUGUGUUUGUACCAUCGCUGAGAGACGUGCACCAUGACUUCAUAUAUCCUCAGCCGCCUUUCAGCUAUGAGCUGUCUAAAGAUGACAAACAGCGAGUACACUUUGUGUCUGACCCCUGCACUCUGACAAUAAAUGGAAUCAUUUUUGGCCUGACUUCCACAGACCUGCUCUUCCAUAUGGGUACUGAAGAGAUUAGCAGCUCUUCCGGUGUCUCAGACCGGUUCACCCGAAUCCUUAAGCAUGUCCUGACACAGAGGAGUUAUUACCCACUCUACCCUCCCUCGGAAGAGAUGAACGUUGAUUAUGAGAACUUCUAUAAUUACGUCCCUUUGCGAGUCACCCCAGAUGUCCUCAUUGUUCCAUCUGAGCUGAGAUAUUUUGUUAAGGACGUCUUAGGCUGUGUGUGUGUGAACCCAGGACGGCUCACCAAAGGCCAGGUUGGGGGGACCUACAGCCGUCUGUACAUACAGAGGCAGGAUACAGAGGAAGAGCGAAAGAGUCCCUGCAUUGCUGCCCAAGUUGUCAAAAUCUAAAGAGACUCUCUGCACCCUGCCCUUAAAACAGAGAUGCUGGCCUUGAGUUCAGUAGCGGUUCAUAUCCAGCCUGGUUGGACGUCGGUUAGAUUUGGUCAAAAGAUGCAGGGAUGAUCUGGCGAAGGGGCUCGGAGAGCAGUGUAAUACCUCCCCUUCUCUCAGGACUGCUGUUUUCCAGAAUCUUUUGCAGAGAUUUUUGUAGCAAAUCAGACAUUGUAUUAGAGUUUAAGGCUCUUCAGCCUGUUGCAAUCAGGAAUGCAAACCUUGUUAAUGCAAAUGUGUACCUGGAGCCCUGACUUGGAUCAGCUUGUCUUCUCUUGUAAUUUGCCAAGGGGAAAGUUGUCAGCUCAUCAGAGUGAACUGCAAUUUAAAAUACACCCUGACUUUUUUCUAAAA